Messenger RNA from Diorhabda sublineata, 1739 nucleotides. Its product is annotated as venom carboxylesterase-6-like. The transcript is spliced from 11 exons. NCBI's taxonomy places the organism in Eukaryota, Metazoa, Arthropoda, Insecta, Coleoptera, Chrysomelidae. The record is from RefSeq and is a predicted model, not a curated record. Bases 37 to 1668 code for a protein of 543 amino acids.
UAUAAAUUUUUUUAACAUAUUGUAGUAAAAUACAAUAUGUUUUUCAAAAUUGUUUUGCUGUUAUUCACCACAUCGCAGGUAUUUUGCGAUGAUGAUCUCCUGGUUACCUUACCAAACGGAAAACUUCGAGGAAUUUCCCUAACUGCUCCAAUUACCGGUAAUCUUACAUAUUACGCAUAUUUACGCAUUCCAUUUGCAGCACCACCAGUAGGUAAUUUACGAUUUCAGCCACCGCAACCACCUGCAAAUUGGGAAGGCAUUUUAGAAGCUAACAAUGUUUCCGUAUCCUGUUACCAAGUACAAGCAACAGACAAAUACGAAUCAGAAGAUUGUCUCUAUUUACAUGUUUAUUCGCCUGUUAAACCUACAGAUACAAGAAAAUUGCCAGUUGUUGUUGAAAUUUAUGGAGGAACGUUUCUAAAAGGUCAUGCUUCCUACAAUAAUAAAGCAGGUGCUUUCCUCAUGAGUUAUGGCGUGGUACUUGUAACCUUCAAUUACCGAGUUGGACCAUUUGGAUUUUUGUCUACUGGUGAUACGGUUAUUCCUGGAAACAUGGGUUUGAAAGAUCAACAGGCAGCUCUUAGAUGGAUCCAACAGAAUAUUGAAUACUUUGGUGGAGAUCCACAAAAGGUAACGAUUAUGGGUCAAAGUGCUGGAUCAGCUUCAGUUACUUAUCAACUACUCAGUCCCGGCUCUGCAGGACUUUUCAGAGCUGCGAUUGGUAACAGUGGUUCAGCUUUAUGCAAUUGGGCAAACAAAAUGAAUGCUGUGGAUACAGCUUAUGGAAUAGCUGCUGAAAUCGAUCCAAGCUUUGAUAGAUCAAGAUCGACUCAAGAAUUAGCAGAUUUUCUAUUAUCAGUUGAUGCAUCUGCAAUAGUCAGCACACAGUAUCAUUUUUAUGUCUUUCCUCCUGUGUUGGAAGUACCUCAUGAUGGUGCUUUUAUUACCGAAUCAAUGUACACUUUAGUAGAAACCGGAGCAUUCAACAAAGUUCCAGUUUUGAUGGGCUUCAAUUCAGAAGAAUAUAUAUCAAAGGGUAAAGAUAUGAAUCUGUUGGCCAAAUAUGCCCAGCAAUUUGAUAAUAAUCCUCGCCUAUUAGUAGAUGGAGAUAUGUCUAUAACUGAUGAUGCCGUUAAAUUGGAAGUGGGACAAAAAAUAAGACAAAUUUAUGCAGGUGAUGGGCUACUGGUAGAUAACCUUGGAAAACUAAUACAGUAUUACAGUGACAAUACGUUUAUUAGAGCAAUAAUCAAAUUUGCGGACCUAGUUUCCCAUCACGUUAACGUAUACCUCUAUGAAUUCACAUAUCACGGAGAAAUAGGGGGACAGAGCAUUUAUGUACCUGGUAUUGGAAGAGUAGGACAUGGAGAAGAACAGAAAUAUUUUUGGGCUAAUUUCGAUAGCUACGACCAAUAUCCUGAGUCCGAUAGAUUAGUUCAACAGAGAUAUAUCAGAUUAUUGGUUAAUUUUAUCACCUAUUUGAAUCCCACUCCUGCAAAUGAUGAACUUUUCGGAAAUGUUAUAUGGUCCAAUGCACAGAGCCCAUACUUUAGUUACAUGGAUAUUGGCGAAAAUUUGGUUUUAAUGCAAAAUCCUAGAAACUUUUCUUACGUUCCCUGGGUAGAAUUAUACGAGCAAUAUGCUAAAAAACCGUUUAUAUCAUAUUGAAAAUUGAAACAAUAAAAUAUGUAACUGGGUGAUGCUAGUUUAUUUAUAAACCUUGAAUAAUUGGAAUUUGA